Ochotona curzoniae (black-lipped pika) is the source of this 559-nucleotide messenger RNA. RefSeq names its product kinetochore-associated protein 1-like. The annotation marks the transcript as partial. Lineage: Eukaryota; Metazoa; Chordata; Mammalia; Lagomorpha; Ochotonidae. Gene Ontology annotation, cellular component: RZZ complex; cytoplasm; kinetochore microtubule. The transcript has 5 exons. The record is from RefSeq and is a predicted model, not a curated record. Gene Ontology annotation, biological process: mitotic sister chromatid segregation; protein localization to kinetochore involved in kinetochore assembly; mitotic spindle assembly checkpoint signaling. Gene Ontology annotation, molecular function: small GTPase binding.
GGCUGCGCUCGCCGGCCUGGGGCGACAGUCUCAGACAUGUGGAAGGACGUGGAGCUCCUGAGCAGUGACGACACAGGAAAUGGCUGCCUGACCACGGGGUCCCGGAAGGAGCACGGGACUGCUUUAUAUCAAGUCGAUUUGCUGGUGAAGAUCUCCUCCGAAAAGCCUUCACUAAAUCCAAAGAUACAAGCUUGCAGCUUAAAUGAUGGGUUUAUUAUUGUAGCUGACCAGUCGGUGAUACUGCUUGACAGUGUCUGUAGAUCCUUUCAAUUGCAUCUCAUAUUUGAAACGGAAGUGGAUGUAGUUGGCCUGUGUCAAGAAGGAAAAUUUCUCCUGGUUGGGGAAAGAAGUGGCAACUUGCAUCUUAUCCAUGUGACGUCAAAGCAGACGCUACUCACUACUGCUUUUGUUCAGCCAUCUAAUGAUAAAAGCCAACGGACUUAUCAGAAUCUCAUUAUUGCGAAAGAUGGUUCAGAUGAAGGUUCCUAUUAUAUGUUGCUUCUUACAAACAAUGGAUUUUUUUAUGUUACAAACCUCCAGCUCAUGAAAAUUCAGCAAG